UUGCUCGGAAGCUCCAUGGCUGGUUUUGUGGUGAUUUGGUUUUUUUUGCUAGUGCGGUAUCUAAUUCGCUACUGUAGUGAGCGAGGGCGCGUUUCAGACAGUGCAUCGGACCCAAAUAAAGACACGGAGUGGAAUGACAUCCUGCGCAAGAAAGGUAUCCUUCCUCCAAAGGAAAACGUGGAGGAACAGGAGCGUGCAAAGGAAGAGGAGCAGUUUGCCAUCCUUCAGAAGUCUCUAGUGAAAACUUAUGAGGACAUGACUCUGGAAGAGCUAGAAGAGAAUGAAGAUGAAUUUAAUGAGGAAGAUGAGAAAGCUAUUGAAAUGUACAGGCAGCAAAGGUUAGCAGAAAUGAAAGCAGCUCAAAUGAAGAAUAAAUUUGGGGAAGUUUUGGAGAUUUCAGGAAAAGAUUAUGUUCAAGAGGUUACAAAAGCUGGAAAAGAUAUAUGGGUAGUCCUGCACCUCUACAAACAAGGAAUUCCACUCUGUGCCUUAAUAAAUCAACAUAUGAGCGGGCUUGCAAAAAAGUUCAGAGAUGUGAAAUUCAUCAAGGCUAUCUCUACCACCUGCAUUCCCAAUUACCCCGAUAAGAACCUGCCUACAAUAUUUGUCUACCUGGAGGGGGACAUAAAAGCUCAGUUCAUUGGGCCCUUAGUGUUUGGUGGCAUGAACCUGACAAGGGAUGAAUUGGAGUGGAAGAUUUCAGAGUCGGGUGCCAUCAAGACAGACCUUGAGGAGAACCCCAGGAAGCAGAUCCAAGACCAGCUCAUGUCUUCAAUCAGGGCAUGUGUCCCAGCCAGGGGAGAGAGUGACUCAGAGGAUGACUAAAUCCUGUGACUGCAUCAUGAUUGAUGCAGUACACUUGCAGGCAGUGUUCCCACCUCGAGCACUGGAGAUGAUCAUCAAGGCCUUGCUGAGCCCAAGAAGGGCAGCAUUUCAAGACAGUCAUUUAUCUAGAAACUUUUAGAAACUAAAAAAGCUUUUGUUUUCUAAAAAAAAAUUUAUUGCAGCUUCACUUAAGAUGCUGAAAGACAUUUUGUAUUAUGAAGCCUGAGUAAAUAUUACUUAAGUUUUGAAAUAUAGAAAUGAGUUGAAACAGAGGUCUCUUGUUGUUAUUUUCUUAGUAGAUGUCUGACUUAUUUAAAAAUCUGAAAUAUGAAGUGGCCUUAAGUACACUGUUUUUGACAAGCCUAAA
Molecule: messenger RNA, 1192 nt
Organism: Chiroxiphia lanceolata (lance-tailed manakin)
Lineage: Eukaryota; Metazoa; Chordata; Aves; Passeriformes; Pipridae
Gene: PDCL3
Product: phosducin like 3
Exons: 6
Coding region: 16-825 (269 amino acids)
Biological process (GO): protein folding; angiogenesis; positive regulation of gene expression
Cellular component (GO): cytoplasm
Source: RefSeq, a predicted model, not a curated record